This is a messenger RNA of Nicrophorus vespilloides, 1097 nucleotides long. It is a transcript of the gene Mat1, whose product is annotated as CDK-activating kinase assembly factor MAT1. Bases 130 to 1086 code for a protein of 318 amino acids. Gene Ontology annotation, biological process: regulation of transcription by RNA polymerase II; nucleotide-excision repair; positive regulation of cyclin-dependent protein serine/threonine kinase activity. The transcript is spliced from 2 exons. The record is from RefSeq and is a predicted model, not a curated record. Lineage: Eukaryota; Metazoa; Arthropoda; Insecta; Coleoptera; Silphidae. Gene Ontology annotation, cellular component: transcription factor TFIIH holo complex. Gene Ontology annotation, molecular function: cyclin-dependent protein serine/threonine kinase activator activity.
UUAUACACAAUUUAAAAAAAUAUUUUGGACCCUAGAUAAACAUAGGUUAUGUUUGUUCCAUAGUUUUGUUUGUGUAAUAGUUAAUAAACUUGUGUUUAGUUUGGUUUAGAAAUUUAAGUAAACAUUACGAUGGACGACUUUAUUUGUCCAAGAUGCAAGACAUCAAAAUUCCAAAAUCCAUCUCUAAAAAUGAUGGUGAAUGUUUGUGGCCAUGGUUUAUGUGAAAGUUGUGUCGAUUUGCUGUUUCUAAAAGGAUCUGGAGCUUGCCCUGAUUGUCGAAUCCCACUUAGAAGAAAUAAUUUCAGAGUACAACUGUUUGAAGAUCCGGUUAUCGAAAAAGAAGUUGAUAUUCGAAAACGAGUUCUCAGAGAUUUUAAUAAAAAGGAGGAGGACUUUUCUAGUCUCAGGGAAUACAAUGACUAUCUUGAAGAAAUAGAAACAAUAAUUUAUAAUUUAACUAAUGAUGUAGAUAUUGUUGAAACAAACAAGAAAAUUGAACAAUAUAAAAGGGAAAACAGGGACUUUAUCAUAAAGAACAAAUCUAAAAUAGGUAGAGAAGAGUAUGAAUUAGAAGAAAUUUUGGAAAUAGAGAAGCAACAAGAGGAACUGCGUAAGAAUGUUAUUAAACAAGAGGAAGUUAAUGCAAAGAAAAAGAAAAUCCAACAGAAAGAAGCUUUAAUUGAUGAGUUGAUGUUUUCAAAUGCAAAUGCCAAGAAUAUUCUAGAGACAUUUGCUCAGAAUGUAGAGGAAGAAAAGAACAGAGAAGAAGUAGAAGUGGCAAAAUUACCAAAUAAGAUGACACAGUUUUCCACAGGCGUUCAGUUUGGCAGGGCUUCACAAUCAAUACAAUAUCUUCCAGUUAAAUUGGAUGAAGGACCUCUUUAUUCAUAUAAAUCUGUGACUAUUACCACUGAUGGUCCUCAGCCCCCAACCAUGGAUGAAGUGCUAAAUAAGGGUUAUACUAGACAUGUUCGAUCAGAAACUGAACAAGAAAUGGCUGGUGGAUACAAAGCAAAUAUUGCUUGUAUGAGAGCUCUACAAGAUGCGCUAGCAGGACUAUUUCAUGUUAAAAAAGUAAACACGUAAUUUACAUUUAC